This is a messenger RNA of Eleginops maclovinus (Patagonian blennie), 4286 nucleotides long. RefSeq names its product Fc receptor-like protein 5. Gene Ontology annotation, biological process: cell surface receptor signaling pathway. The transcript has 19 exons. The coding region runs from base 96 to 3422 and encodes 1108 amino acids. Gene Ontology annotation, cellular component: plasma membrane. Lineage: Eukaryota; Metazoa; Chordata; Actinopteri; Perciformes; Eleginopidae. Gene Ontology annotation, molecular function: transmembrane signaling receptor activity. The record is from RefSeq and is a predicted model, not a curated record.
GGAAAGCUGUCCUGAGGUGAGUUUAGAAAGGAAGUUGUCACAUACGCCCAUCUAGUGUGCAGUGUAUUUCCUUUACUGCACUUCACAGCACAGAAAUGACUCAACCCAGAAGCACAGCUUCUACAUAUGCAGCUCGAUGGAAAAUGUGGCUUUUAAAGGUCUUUAGUGUCAUAUGUUUCACUGCUGUUUGUGCAGCUCAGGAACCUGCUCAUGUCACCCCCACCUCAAUCAGAGAAGUUAAUACGGACACUCCAAUUGAGACUACAACUGCCAAAGAGCCUCCUGUACCGACUUUGACGCUUGUGUCACACUGGUUGGAUGUGUUCCCUUCUGAGAAAGCGGAGUUUCGUUGUUAUGUCGAUAGCAGCCCUGACUGGACCUUCACCUGGUACAAAAAUGCAGAGCAACUACAAGAUACAGAUCCAAACGUGUCUACAGCGGGAUCAAAUCUUACACUCACUGCAGCCACACCAACAUAUUCCGGAAGAUAUUCCUGUAAAGGUCAUCACAAAACCAAGCCAGAUGUUACCACAGCAUCUAGUGAAGCAGUCAAACUCACAGUAAAUGCAAACCGCCCCAAAACCAUUUUGACCCGCAGUUCAACAUUUGACAAGAUGUUCCCCGGAGAGUCUGUCACCUUUACAUGCCAGGUCGAUGUGCCGUCUGAAUGGAGUUAUAUUUGGUACCAUAAUGACAAAGAAAUACUAGGCUCUAAUCAAAAUAUUCAAAUUGGAGUAAAUCAUUCUGAAAGUGGACAGUACCACUGCAAAGCCAAAAGAGGCAAAAGCCCAUUCUUCACAGAGAACAGUGAAGCAACAACUUUACAGGUCUCUGACCCGCCUAAACCGUCUCUAAAGCUGCUGAGUCCCUGGCUGGAUGUGUUUGAAAAUGAGACGGUGGAGUUUAGCUGUGAAGUGGAAAGCGAUGACUGGACGAUCAGUUGGUACAAAAAUCAAAAGGCUCUUGAGGAUGAUCCAAACAUAGACACAAUGGACUCCUCUUUCAACAUCACCUUGGUCACUCAAGCCCAUCAAGGACUCUACUCCUGCAAAGCUGAACUCGAAUUGAGGGGAGUCAGCUCGGAUUUCAGCAACACGGCUAAUCUGACAGUAUAUGAGCCUCCUGUACCGACUUUGACGCUUGUGUCACACUGGUUGGAUGUGUUCCCUUCUGAGAAAGCGGAGUUUCGUUGUUAUGUCGAUAGCAGCCCUGACUGGACCUUCACCUGGUACAAAAAUGCAGAGCAACUACAAGAUACAGAUCCAAACGUGUCUACAGCGGGAUCAAAUCUUACACUCACUGCAGCCACACCAACAUAUUCCGGAAGAUAUUCCUGUAAAGGUCAUCACAAAACCAAGCCAGAUGUUACCACAGCAUCUAGUGAAGCAGUCAAACUCACAGUAAAUGCAAACCGCCCCAAAACCAUUUUGACCCGUAGUUCAACAUUUGACGAGAUGUUCCCCGGAGAGUCUGUCACCUUUACAUGCCAGGUCGAUGUGCCGUCUGAAUGGAGUUAUAUUUGGUACCAUAAUGACAAAGAAAUACUAGGCUCUAAUCAAAAUAUUCAAAUUGGAGUAAGUCAUUCUGAAAGUGGACAGUACCACUGCAAAGCCAAAAGAGGCGAAAGCCCAUUCUUCACAGAGAACAGUGAAGCAACAACUUUACAGGUCUCUGACCCGCCUAAACCGUCUCUAAAGCUGCUGAGUCCCUGGCUGGAUGUGUUUGAAAAUGAGACGGUGGAGUUUAGCUGUGAAGUGGAAAGCGAUGACUGGACGAUCAGUUGGUACAAAAAUCAAAAGGCUCUUGAGGAUGAUCCAAACAUAGACACAAUGGACUCCUCUUUCAACAUCACCUUGGUCACUCAAGCCCAUCAAGGACUCUACUCUUGCAAAGCUGAACUCGAAUUGAGGGGAGUCAGCUCGGAUUUCAGCAACACGGCUAAUCUGAGAGUAUAUGCAAACCGCCCCAAAACCAUUUUGACCCGCAGUCCAACAUUUGAUGAGAUGUUCCCCGGAGAGUCUGUCACCUUUACAUGCCAGGUCGAUGUGCCGUCUGAAUGGAGUUAUAUUUGGUACCAUAAUGACAAAGAAAUACUAGGCUCUAAUCAAAAUAUUCAAAUUGGAGUAAAUCAUUCUGAAAGUGGACAGUACCACUGCAAAGCCAAAAGAGGCGAAAGCCCAUUCUUCACAGAGAACAGCGAAGCAACAACUUUACAGGUCUCUGAAAUCCCUGUCCCAACCUUGAACACAAUCACACCAUGGCUGGAUGUGUUCCCAGAGGAGAGUGUGAAGUUAAGCUGUGGGAUGAAUGACAAUGCUGACUGGAUUUACAAGUGGUCCAAAGAUGGAAAUGAGGUCCAAGCUGAUAAGUUUGCUUCUUUUGACUCGAAAGGAGCAACUCUUUCCAUCAGCUCUGCUUCAGCUGCACAUGCAGGAAAUUAUAACUGCAAGGCACAGCUGAGUCAAAGGUCUGUCAGCAGCCGCUUUAGCUCUAGACUUCAUCUCACAGUAUAUGAUACAAAACCCAGAGUCACCCUGAUGCAGAAUCCCAAACACAAUGUGAUGUAUUCUGGAGAUGAAGUCACCUUUAGCUGCCACAUUAAUGUGUCUUCUGGAUGGGAGUACCUGUGGCACAAAGAUGGCAGUCCACUCGCCUCAUCUGGAUACAGUCGCACCAUCCACUCUGUUAGGACAACAGAAUCUGGAUCAUAUCAAUGCCAAGUUAAAAGAAGAAAUAUUACAGACUUCCUCUCAGACCGGAGCAAGGCUGUGAAACUCGUUGUUAGGGAGCGCCCACAGCCUAAUAUAAUCCUGUUAACUGGCUGGUCGGAAGUCUUCUCCACUGACAGCUUGGUGCUCCAAUGUGGAAUGCCAGAAAGCCAGGACACAUGGAACUACACAUGGUUCAAAGAGGGAAAACCAAUCGUUGAUCUGAUCUCUGAGAAACACAUAGUCACACCCCUGGAAAACCCUGAGCAAAGUCUUUACACCUGCCAGGGAAAUAGCAACGGUAGACCAUCUUAUUCAAAAAUCAGUGAUUCUUUCAAAACCAAGAACCUACUUUUAAAGAGGAGGGUGCUUCUCUCCAUCUCUGGCCUUAUCUUCUUUGGCAUCAUCGCUGUCUUCCUUGGAUGCAUUGUCCUCAGACUCUUCCGGAAACCAGAUGAUGAUGACGAUAAACUACAAGAAGCUGAGCUGUUUCUCACCAUGGCUCAGCUUAAGGAGCGUGAUGAUGCACCCUGUCCCAUGGUUCAGUACAUCACUGAUGCAGAACUAAAUCCUUCAUCUAAAGAAGAGGAUGAGAAUGGAACAGUCUGCAGUGAUACCACACCAUUACCAAUAACCUCGCAGGAGGAUCAAGCUGUGACGAGUGAGAGCAGCGGAACAACAGAAAAUGGAGGGCUGGUUUCCUUUAAACAAUGACUCACUGAACCUUUGCAUUUUAGUAGAUCUUUUUUAAUUAGUCAAUAGAUUUACUACAGCCCUGUGAGGCUGGACAUUACAAACAACAUUGUGGAAAUAUUGAAACUGGAUAUAAAAUAGACGUAUAAUUCUACAUUUGGAUAUUUCUGAAGAUCUGGAUAAAAGUACAUGCACUGAGAUUCUUCCUCUGGGAACUCUUUAUUUUUGUAAAUAAAUGUGAUUUAAAAAAAUUGAUUUGAUAUUGAAUCCUGGAACAACAUAUUGGCUCGCAUUGCCAUAUAGAUGUGUAUAGAUUUUUUCUGCACUGAAAAUGAUUUGGUUGAAGAAUACUGUUGAAAUUUUACAUAUUAUAUUUCACAUCAUUGAACUGUUAAAGUUAAUGUUAAAAUAUGAAACUAUUAUUUAUGUAAUAAGCAUCAAUCAUAUAAAUGUUUACCUUUAAUUGUUAGCAAUUAUUCAAUGCAAUGUAUGUACUGUAUGUGUUAACUGAAGGAGAAUUUGAUUUAUUUAUCAAUCCUCAUUAAGUAAGUGUUUCAAUUCUUAGAGCUAACAUUUUGGGCCAGAUUCAUCAUAGACAAACUUUUUCUCAUAAACUGGUCUUUAUAAAGGUGUGUGUGCAAAUUACUUCAGAUGAGGCAUAAACAGUUUUAGCUGAAAUACAUAAUAAGAGUAUAUAGUAAAACCUGGUUUGAUAUCCUACUUAAAUGAUGUAAGUGAAAAUAAGUCUUCUUCAAAGCCUUCAGCAAUGAGUGUUAUUUGUUUUUUCAUUUGAAUGAUUAUGUUUUUCUACAUUAUGAUAUAUAAAUGUAUUACAAGCAAUUGUGGUUUCCUAUGUAAUUAUCAAAAUAAAAAAUACAAAAUGUU